Molecule: messenger RNA, 3348 nt
Organism: Ectocarpus sp. CCAP 1310/34
Lineage: Eukaryota; Phaeophyceae; Ectocarpales; Ectocarpaceae
Source: the annotation of a GenBank genome assembly
CCGCUGGCGCCUUUCCGUACAUGCUUCGCGCUGUGCGAAUAGUGGUGAUUUACCAUUCCGCUUACCGGUACAAGUACGCGGGACUCGUGAAGUGGACCAAGCUACGAAAGGCGUGGGCGUCGAUCACUUUAUUGAUGGUCGUCGUGGCCAUAAUACUCUACGCCAUCUCUGCCCGACACUACAGACACGACUACGGUUGCGCCUUCUUCGAGGAAACCAUUGUGAUCGGAACGAUGGCGUUGCUCAACGCCCCAGGCUUCACGUUCCUGCUAUUCAAACUCUCGCAAGUGCAAGACGUCUAUAAGCUUCGGCGGGAAUUCACUUGGGUGUUUAACGCGGUUUCCUCGAGCACAUACGUGUACAUACUAAUCCAGGUGCUUUAUAAAACCGGAGCUGUGACGGAGACGCGCACUCUUCAUCUCGUCUUGGAAAUACUGGCGCUGGUUAUCAUGCUUAGUUUUUUGUUUUGGAUGGUGCUGAUUUCAGUGGGCAUCCACGACGGUUGGCGCUGGUUCGGAACGUCAACGGUAGUCCCAACAGAAGGUUGGGCGGUGUCGGCGUCGAAUCGUUCGUCGGGUCCAACGCACGGCGAUGGCGUUCUGGGGUAUGCCCAGGAGGGCGGAUCGGUCGCCUCCAUGUUCGAGCAAUACUGCAUGCGGAGCUUGUGCGCAGAGAGCUGGGAUUUCAUCGUCGCGGCUUGCAAAUAUGAGGAAAUUUCAGACCCCGAGGAGCAGUACAAAAUGUUCCUUCGCAUCACGGAAGAAUACUUGCGGCCCACCUCCCCUCAAGAGGUAAACAUCAGCAGCAAGAUGCAAGCGAAGAUGGUGUCGCUGCAGGACAGCGUCAAAUUUUCGAGCCUCGACGGAGACUCCCGCCGCAACGUACUUCAAGAGCCCCUGAAAGAAGUUGUGCGGAUGCUCGAGGAAAACCUCCUGAACAAGUUCAAGCAAACCCCAGAAAUGCGGAAGAGGCGUGAGGACCUGGAACGCGAAGACUGGCAGGUUGUGGGUGACCUUUUCUAGGACAUGCCCGAAACGAAUCCCGCCUGCCCGAAACGAAUCGUAAAAGUCGGGGAAAACAGCAUCGACCCGGUACCUGCUUUUGCGACAGAAUGAGAUGAAUACGUCCUAAAGAGCGAACCGAGCAUUGCCUGGCGCCAAGGGAUCCUAAAGGUGAACACUAUUCUACGUGGGCGUCUGCUUUUGCGAUGGGAUGGGAUAAAUCCCUGGAAGAGUACUUUCUGGCGAAUAAUUGAGGCAAUUCCCGACGGAACAAAUUAUGCUAUUACUCCUGUAUUUGGUUGUAUAAUUGAUCUGUUAGUCUCGUUGCACAGGCACGUGUCCUCGCCCCUUCCAGGUAACGCCAAGCUAUUCCUUCUCUCAACUGUGCGCUCUUAGUGUCUUCUUUCGCGUUCCUUCGGUUGUUGUAUCCAACCUUUCCUCAUCCAGUUAUCGAGCAAGCGAACUCCGCGGCGGCGGAAGGCGACGAAAACAUGCGGCAGCAGCUACUAACGGCGGGAAGCCUUCUCUCUCGAAGUGGGAUUGAGAAAGGGGACCCAUGAUACUUCGUAUACUUUUGCCGCCAUCAUCAGGAGGUCAUUUGGACACCCCUUGAAUGUGCAAAUGGUGUGAGGGGUGUGGCGCGCUCUCUUUCUCGUCGUCGGUAUUGAAUGUCUUUUAUUUUAUCGCAGAAAAUAAUCUCCUGGCGGUCGCCGAGGAGACGGACCGUCUGAAAAACCUCCUUGAUCGAAUACAUGUUUGUGGUACUUGAACAUGAGUCCGAUCUGUGCAUCCUUUGUGGGGGAUACGCAUAUGGGAAGUUUGGUUGUGAUGGGUAUGUAUGCGGUUGGGGUCCAAGUGCGGUCCCCCCGGGUGAUCACACGGCGGUGUGCUCCCGGCACGUGCCUGAGAGGCUUGCGUGUUGGUGACCAGCUUGCCUGAGGGGCUUGCGUGACGAGAAUAUUAAAUAUAUAUGGUCCUUUUCUUCAUCUGCUGUUCCUGAGAUAACAUAGUACCCAGUCUCAACACCACAGACCGCUGAGGGCGGCAUUGCAGACAAACACGAUAUCGUUUUUAGAGCCUAGCUAGGCCGGGUGUUGGUUCGGCGAUGACGGAAUGAGAAAGAGAGUUGUUGAAAGAACGAGCGAGGAAUGCCGAGAGAGCAGCCGAGGAAGCGGCAGCCAAGAUGGCGGAAAUGCAGAGGGGAAUAGAUGAAACGGAGGAGAGGAGUUCAGCGGAGAAAGCCGCGAGAAGGAGAGUGGGUGAUGCCGGGUAUGCGGCAGGUAACAUUAGGAUAAGCGGCGCUGGCUAUGCGCCUGGGUACCAUAGCAGGGAUGGAGCUGCCGGAGGGGUGGCUACUUGUGGAGCCGGGGGGACGGCUAGUUUUUUCGAUGAUCAGGAGCAGCAGCAGCGUGACCGCGAUUACGUGCGGAAGGACCGGAAGCCACCGGUGUACGACGGCAACUUUCCACUGUUCAAGUCGCUGUUCGAGCUCUUCCUCGCCCGCGAAGAUCUAUCACCUACACUCGCCAAGCCGGCGAGUCCACACCAAAGCAUCUGGCUCCGCAACGGGCUGCCAAGGAGCGAAAACGUCCGCUUGCACGGUGAGCGUCGCGUGCGCGAUCAUGAGUAUGCGUUUGAGUACUUGAUGUGCGCCCCGAAGGGGGCAAACUUUCAGGCUAAAAUCUUUGUCGUUGGGACUGUGUCUGGGGCGUGGGAGGCUGCACAACAGUUCUGCCUGCCGAUGAGUGACUCCGAGAAGGAGGCACUGAAGCUGUCUCUCACGAGCAUGAAGAUGCAGCUUGGAGAGGACCCAAAGGCGUACUUUCUUAGGUUCGACAGAGUGUUGGCUACUCUCCGCGCCGUCAACGGCGAUGCGAUCACGGAUAGAGAAGUCGUCGCGAUGCUUCGAAGGAACCUCUCCGCCGACUACGAACAGGUCCACAUUCUCUUCAUGGCCAACCGCUCGCUCACGCGCAAGGACUUGGAGAAUCUUGUGCGUAGCCUGCACGCCGAGAGAGACCUCGGGAAUGUUGCGCGGCGGACGGCAGCGCCGACCGGUGACCCACACGCUCUUCACGUCGGCGGUGGAAAUUUUCGGCGGGACUGCUGGGGAGGUUUUUCUCGUCAACAGCAGCAUCGUCUACAGCAGUCCUGCGGAGGUGUUCCCGUACAACAACCGUUCCAGCAGCAGUGGAGGUACGGCGUAUUUGGCAGAGGGUGUUCUUUUCAGCAGCAGCAGCAACAACCGUGCGUGCAGCAGAGGUUCGAGCCACAGCCAUCGGUGCAGCAGCAGCCCAUGCCACAGCAGCAGCCUCAACAGCAGCAACCUCAUCAACAAGUCCACAAG